AUGACGGCAACUACGGCUAGUACAAGUGGUACAUCCAACCAACAUCUCAGCUAUUCCACGCCCGAGAACAGCCUAGUAAUGUCCGAAACGUCGUCCGGUAACACGUCGAUGCAAGAUGUUCCAAUAUCACCAAUGAAGCUUCCCAAAAUGAGAUCUGCCCAGCAUCCACGAACCAUUCUGACUCCACCACCACCACUACAGGAACAACCACAACAAUAUUCUUCGACCGGCUCAUCCUCGUCUCAACCACAGUCCCCUUUUGAUAUUGAUUAUAAUUCGGACGACGAUGAAACGGUGGGCCUGGAACAUUUUCAGCCCCUCGACAUGGACACCUCGCUUCCCAAAAUUGAAUAUUGUCAUGAUACAGAUGCGGAAGACUAUCGAGGUGGACCCUGUCAACCUUCCAAAAAACAAGAUCCCAGGGAAAAGUUCCAAGUGGGAGAUCAUGUCUACCAAUGGAGAUCUUGGGGUGGCAUACCAGGAGUCUUUCAACAUCAUGGAAUUGUCAUGGAUAUCAUUAAUGAUUUGCAUACUGGAGAUUUCAAAUUGACCAUUGCUGACUUUUCCAAUGUUGCGACUCCCAGCAACAAAAAAUUGCCAAACAAGAAACAACAAUCGGGCUUCUUUCAAGAGGGAAUACUGAGGACGUACACAGAUGCCAGCAAAUGGCACAAGGUAGAAUACCAAGCGAAUUGGUGGAAACGAACUGCCUACAGAGCAGGAACCUGUACUUCGUCCAAAUCGGAUGCCGUUGGCCUGGUAUUGGCUCGAGUCAACUUUAUCAUUCAAUAUCCAGAAUUGCUACCAGACUACCAUGUCAUUUAUGCCAAUUGCGAGUGUGUGGCCUUUUGGUGCAAGACAGGAGAAUGGAGUACUCUGCAGGCAAGUACUAUGUUGGAAAUGGCAGCCGCUGGUCAAGCCAAACAGUCUGCCACCUUGGCUCUGACAGCCGCAUCCGCCCAGGUCAGUGUACCAGCAUCUGGUGUUUGGGGUUGGAUGGGAUACAGCUCGACUGUCAGUUGGCUCAGUUUGCAUCCAAUGGUGGCACCAGCAUUGGCGGGAUAUGCAGCUGUGACGAUUGGUACACCAGCGAUUAUUUAUUACAAAGCCAAGGGACGUUGGGAGGAGACGACCAAACACUUGUGCGAUUCCUUUUGGGAAUCGGCCUUGGAGCAACCAGAUGUCUUUGCGGAGUGCAUGACACACUGGUCCGAGAAGAACAUAUUAUGA
Messenger RNA from Cylindrotheca closterium, 1230 nucleotides. The record is from the annotation of a GenBank genome assembly. NCBI's taxonomy places the organism in Eukaryota, Bacillariophyta, Bacillariophyceae, Bacillariales, Bacillariaceae.